This is a messenger RNA of Rhineura floridana, 930 nucleotides long. RefSeq names its product prolactin (gene PRL). Gene Ontology annotation, cellular component: extracellular region. Lineage: Eukaryota; Metazoa; Chordata; Lepidosauria; Squamata; Rhineuridae. Gene Ontology annotation, biological process: positive regulation of cell population proliferation; positive regulation of receptor signaling pathway via JAK-STAT; response to nutrient levels. Bases 7 to 696 code for a protein of 229 amino acids. Gene Ontology annotation, molecular function: hormone activity. The transcript is spliced from 5 exons. The record is from RefSeq and is a predicted model, not a curated record.
CUUACCAUGACCCACAAGAAGGCUUCAUUGAAAGGUGUGUUGCUGGCCAUCCUCCUGAUGACUUAUAUGUUCCUGACAAGGAAGGGUGUAACUUCUUCACCUAUCUGUCCCAAUGGGUCUGACAGUUGCCAGGUCUCCCUUGGGGAUCUUUUUGACCGUGCUGUUAAACUCUCACACUAUAUCCACUCUCUGUCUGCGGAAAUGUUCAAUGAAUUUGAUGAACGCUAUGCUCAGGGCCGAGGGUUUAUUGCAAAAGCCAUUAACAGCUGCCACACCUCUUCCCUAACCACUCCUGAUGACAAGGAGCAAGCUCAGCAAAUUCACCAUGAAGACCUGCUAAACUUAGUGCUGAGUGUUCUCCGUUCCUGGAAUGACCCUCUACUCCAUCUGGUCUCGGAGGUCCAACGAAUCAAAGAAGCUCCUGAUACCAUUCUCUGGAAGGCCAUGGAGAUUGAGGAGCAAAACAAAAGGCUUCUGGAGGGGAUGGAGAAAAUCGUUGGAAGGGUUCACCCAGGUGACACAGGCAAUGACGUCUAUUCUAGAUGGUCAGGGCUCCCAUCCCUCCAACUGGCUGAUGAAGAUUCUCGCCUCUUUGCCUUCUACAACCUACUGCAUUGCUUGCGUAGGGACUCCCACAAAAUUGACAACUAUCUGAAACUCUUGAAGUGCCGCCUCAUUCAUGAUAGUAACUGUUGAGCAACAUGGGUCUCACUUCAUUAAAAUGCUAGCGCCAAACCUCUUCAAAAUGACCUGCUUUUAGCCCCAUUGCUUUUCACUGCACAUUGGUAUUCCUUAUGCAACAUUUCAUCCUGUGGUACAAGAUUUAUGGCCAUGUUUUGGGGAUUCAAACAGUUGUUCUAGUGUCUGAAAACUCUAAGAUAAGCUAUUCUUUUCUGUUAAAAGUACUUUACUGUAUGCUGUAUGGGCAUC